Molecule: messenger RNA, 2601 nt
Organism: Protobothrops mucrosquamatus (brown spotted pit viper)
Lineage: Eukaryota; Metazoa; Chordata; Lepidosauria; Squamata; Viperidae
Gene: SALL2
Product: spalt like transcription factor 2
Exons: 4
Coding region: 1-2601 (866 amino acids)
Biological process (GO): regulation of transcription by RNA polymerase II
Cellular component (GO): nucleus
Molecular function (GO): DNA-binding transcription factor activity, RNA polymerase II-specific; RNA polymerase II cis-regulatory region sequence-specific DNA binding
Source: RefSeq, a predicted model, not a curated record
AUGUCUCGGAGGAAACAGCGCAACCCUCAGCAGCUCAUCUCUCCCUGCCAAGGGUUCCCGGCCUCUGAGAACGGAGACCCUGGGGAUGACUCCAGCCCCUUCUCCUGCCCUUCCUGCCACACCACCUUCAAGGAACACUCCGAGUUAUCCGCUCACACCAGUACUUGCUUCUCAGAGCGAGCCCCCAGUUCGGCCGGUCCUGCGACUACUCCCGCCGCUGGCCAGGAGCACUCUAGCGUCUGCUCCUCAUCCUCCUCUUCCAUUGAGGUCCACCCCGAAAGUUCUCCAAGCAUGGACGUGGAGCCUGGACCUUUGUUGACUGAGCCAAGCCAAGAAUCUGCCUCUUCCCGGCCCCCUCCUCCACCACCCCCAACCCUGCCUCCCUCCACCACUCUCCCAACUGGGCACCUCAACAUCCCUCUCAUCCUGGAAGAGUUGCGUGUUCUGCAACAACGCCAGCUCCAUCAGAUGCAGAUGACGGAGCAGAUCUGCCGCCAGGUGUUGCUCUUGAGUUCAUGGGGGCAGGUUGGGACUCCGGCCCCCACCACGGAACCAGCUCCGGUGGCGUCUGUCCCCCCCAAGCCUCCCUUGCCCGUCUUUUCCAUCAAGACUGAGCCCGGGAGGAGCCAAGUGUCUGCCUCUCCAGAUGUGCCCAAGCCGGCAUUCUUCCAUCUCUACCACCCGUUCCCUGGUGGCACCAGGGUACCUAAGGCUGAGCAGCUCCUGGCUCCAGCCUUCCCUACAGCCACAGGCGUCUUGGCAGCCCAGUGCUUAGGGACUGCCCGGAGUCUGGAGCAGGCCACAUCUCCUGGACUCUUGCGACAGAAGAACGGAGCAGGAGGAGGAGGAGGAGGAGGAGGAGGAGAACUCAACUUGGAAGGCGAGAAACCAAGCGGGCGCCACAAAUGCCGUUUCUGUGGGAAGAUCUUCGGCAGCGACAGCGCCCUCCAGAUCCACCUGCGCUCCCACACCGGCGAGCGUCCCUACAAGUGUAACAUCUGUGGGAACCGUUUCACCACCCGAGGCAACCUCAAGGUCCAUUUCCAUCGCCACCGAGAGAAGUACCCCCAUGUCCAGAUGAACCCUCACCCGGUCCCAGAGCAUCUGGACUAUGUCCUGACCACUUCGGGGCUUCCUUACGGCAUGUCUGUGCCGCCUGAGAAAGCGGAGUCCGGAGAGGAACAUGGGGCCCUUCCUGUGGCUGAGCGCAAGGCCCUGAGCGCCACUGAGAGUUUGACCCUGCUUUCUGGCACGGCCCCUUCGGCUGCAGCUCAAGCCUUGCCUAGUUUCAACAAGCUGGUCCUGAUGAAGGCAGUGGAAGCCAAGGGGAAGGGGGAUGAGAACACCCCUCCUGAAUCAGAGGCAGAGGGGGGCCGUCUUCAGCUUGGGAAGCUUGUGGGGGCCUUGCCCAGCUGGGCUCUGUUGGCCAAUCACUUCAAGGCAGGGCCGGCUGUGGGGCCCUUCCCCUACGUCCUGGAGGCCUCUCCCUCGGAGACCUCCAAGCUCCAGCAGCUGGUGGAGAAGAUCGACCGUCAGGGAUCCCCAUCCUCCUCGGGAGCGGCCCUCAUGGCCCCAUCCAUAGCCGGCUCCUCGGCAUCAUCUUCUCUGGCGUCUUCGGGGCCUAAUCAAUGUGUCAUCUGCCUAAGGGUCCUCAGCUGUCCCCGAGCUCUGCAACUCCACUAUGGGCAACAUGGGGGCGAACGCCCCUUCAAGUGCAAGGUCUGCGGGCGAGCCUUCUCCACCAGGGGCAACUUGAGGGCUCACUUUGUGGGCCACAAAACCAGCCCAUCCGCCCGAGCGCAGAACUCUUGUCCCAUCUGCCAGAAGAAGUUCACCAAUGCCGUGAGCCUCCAACAGCACGUCCGAAUGCACCUGGGUGGGCAGAUCCCCAACGGAGCUCUCCUGUCUGAGCCUUCUGCCCCAGAGGGGGUUUCAUUGGGAGAAGGGGAAAAGCCACGAGAGCAGCCAUCUGCCCCCCAGGAGGAAGAGCUGUCGGAAGAGGAGGAGGAAGAAGAGGAGCCCACCGACGAAGACUCGGUGGAAAGCAUUGGCGAAAAGGCAGAGCAGGUCUCCAGCCCCGAAGGUCUGGGUCCUCCCAAGGAAGGGGAGGAAAUGGGGCAGCCUGAGGGGGAAGAGGGAGGACCCGGAGCACCCUCUUCCUCCCCACUGGGGCCCCAAAGCCCUCCCUUCCCCUUGAAGGAUGGGGAAGAGAAGGUGGAUAUGGAAGAAGAGGGUGGAGGAACUGUCCCGGUGGAAGAAGAACCAGAGAAGGAUAGGGGAGAAGGUGGAGAAGGUCCAUCUGACAAACAGCAGCAUCAGGGCAGCCAAGCCAAAGAGGAACCAGUGCUGAUCUGUGGGAUUUGCAAACAGCCCUUCACCGAUAGGGCAGCCUUGCGCAAACAUGCGAUGACUGCCCAUCCCCAGGUUCAUCUGGGAAGCCACGUUUGGAGCAAUAACCAGAUGCGGCGGGCACGCCGCCUGCCUUUGGAAGGGCCCCUGCCAGUGCUCUCUGGAGGCCAAGUCAAGCUGCAGGACUUCCUGGGACGGGACAUCCCAGCCCAACUGUGGCCCCUGCAGAGGCCAAGGAGAAGCCUCCAGUGA